AUGUAAAAUGUUAAAGAAACUAUCUAGUAUGUUUAAGAUGUCUUUAGAUAGCUUGGAAUCAAUUAUAUGCAAGCAGAAGACUUUAGAUAGGCUAAGCACUCUCAAUACCCUUAGAGUCAAGAGAGAAUGGAGAGAUUUUAGAAACUAAUAUUCGACCUAAUACUGCUUAUUUCAACAGAUUUUAAAAUAAAUUUGAAUGAAUAUUAAACUUAAGUCAUAAGCUAUGAUAAACUUAAAACAUUUAUUAUCUAAUAUUUAGUUCAGAUGGAGUGUGAGCUUUUGAUAGUUCAUUAGCAAAAAAUAGGAUUUAAUUUCAACAACAUGAGAGACAUGCUUAUGCUUAUUGGAUGGCUGAUGGGAGUUUCUAAUUUUUUUGAAAAAUAUGAAGAUGUUUUCAUUAACCAGGCUGUGAAGUAGGCUGAAGAGAUUAAAGAAGAAGUUAUGCAAAAUGGAUUUAGCCAUGUAGCCAAAAAGAGAGUAUUAUAAUAAGAAAACUAGCAAGAAGAUGAAAAACUUAUUGAAAGCUUUAAUCUUUUGUUCAGUUCUUUCAGAAAAAUUUAAAACUUAGUCAAAAGAAAAGAGAAAAAAUUAGAGCAAUUUAAAGAUAAAUUAAGUAUUUAGGGGGUUUAAAUAGGGAUAAGAGAUUUUAUUUUAAUGACUAAUCCUGAGAUUUUGUAAUAAAAGGCUCGUGAAAUGAAAGAAGUCAGUGAGUUAGUAGAAAAUAUGAGCUCGAGAAUUAGGAACUAAGAAAUCUUCUGGGAGUGGCUAGAAAGUGCAGUAGAAGUUGAUAAAAAGGAGUAUUAAAAUGAAGGUGAUUAUGGAUUUCCUGAUGAAAUACAAGAUUUAACUUUUAUUCCUGGAUUGAUAUAAAUAGAUUUAAAGCAACAUUAAGAAAACAUUGAAUAAGUUUAGCUUUUCUAUUCUGAAAUGUAGGAAAGCAUAUAGGAAUUUAACAAGUUUUGGCUUGUUGUUUAGAAAAAUAUGAAUAAAUUAUACAGUGAAGAAGUUAUAGCAGACCUAUAAGAAAAUUCUCAUUUAGUAAUUGAAGAGUUGGAUGAAAGACUUCCUUCAAUCAAUUAAUAUAUCAAAGAAUUCGAUGAAUAGUACAAUAAUUCUGAAGGGGAAGGUAUUGUUAAAUAAGAUUUGCUUGUUAACUUUGUGCUACAACAUUUGAAUUAUAAUACAAAUUAGAAGAUAGAUUCAAAGUCAAAAAAUAAUAUUUCUACUGAAGAGGUUAAAAGAAUGUUAAGCAGCAUAGAAAAUAAGCAAUAAUAAUUGCAAAAAAAUUUAAAAGACCAUAUAAAUCAUAUUUUUGAUAGCAUUAGCAGUAUUGUUACAGCUUAUCCAAAUUACUAAUGA
This is a messenger RNA of Tetrahymena thermophila SB210, 1359 nucleotides long. RefSeq lists its product as hypothetical. NCBI's taxonomy places the organism in Eukaryota, Ciliophora, Oligohymenophorea, Hymenostomatida, Tetrahymenidae. The record is from RefSeq and is a predicted model, not a curated record. The transcript has 6 exons.